Messenger RNA from Anopheles stephensi (Asian malaria mosquito), 3447 nucleotides. RefSeq names its product cytosolic 10-formyltetrahydrofolate dehydrogenase. Gene Ontology annotation, cellular component: cytoplasm. The record is from RefSeq and is a predicted model, not a curated record. The transcript has 3 exons. NCBI's taxonomy places the organism in Eukaryota, Metazoa, Arthropoda, Insecta, Diptera, Culicidae. Gene Ontology annotation, biological process: 10-formyltetrahydrofolate catabolic process; biosynthetic process; one-carbon metabolic process. The coding region runs from base 254 to 3064 and encodes 936 amino acids. Gene Ontology annotation, molecular function: aldehyde dehydrogenase (NAD+) activity; formyltetrahydrofolate dehydrogenase activity.
ACAUGAUUGGCACCUUCUCUAAUCGCCCAGUGGAGCACUUGCUGCUACAAAGACACACGCGUGCCCGGUUGUGGCAUGAUGCAGCAUCCCGUUGAUAAGCGAUUGUGACUUUUCGGCUACCCUUGGGUGCUGAGCUCGUCCGUGCUGAGUGGUGUAUAAAUAAGGGUCCCGAUCGUGAUCUGCAAAUCAGUCCGAAUCGCAGUGCAGUGGCAGACAGGAUUUCACUCGGUGUCCACGGUAGUGACCGAAAGAAAUGGCAGACUCAGUGCAGAGUGAUACGAAAACGAACGGGUUUCAUAAAACCACCAACGGUCAGCAUGCAGAAGAGCUCAAAAUAGCCAUCAUCGGCCAGAGUAACUUCGCCGCCGAAGUGCUCGAACUCCUGCUCGAACGAGACCACCUAGUCGUCGGUGUGUUUACGAUCGCCGACAAGGGAAACCGUGAGGACGUACUGGCCACAACGGCUCGCCAGCAUCGCAUACCGGUGUUUAAGUUCACUGCCUGGCGUCGUAAAGGUGUCCCCAUACCGGAAGUUCUCGAGCAGUACCGAUCGGUUGGGGCGAACCUCAAUGUGCUUCCCUUCUGCAGCCAGUUCAUCCCGAUGGAAGUGAUCGAUGGGGCCUCGUUCGGUAGCAUCUGUUACCAUCCUUCGAUCUUACCACUGCAUCGAGGCGCUAGCGCUAUCUCUUGGACACUGAUCGAGGGUGACGAGCGAGCCGGGUUCUCUAUCUUCUGGGCCGACGAUGGACUUGACACGGGACCAAUUCUACUUCAGAAACAGUGCCCCGUUUAUGGUGACGACACCCUGGACACGCUCUACAAGCGAUUCCUCUACCCGGAAGGUGUGACAGCGAUGGGUGAAGCAGUGGACAUGAUCGCGGCCGGUAACGCACCAAAGAUUCCCCAGACCGAGAUCGGAGCCAGUUACGACCCGGCCCUGUUCCGUGAGGAGAAUCAGUACAUCAAUCUCAACCAAUCUGCCGUGCGGAUAUUCAACUUCAUUCGAGGACUGGACUCUGUGCCCGGUGCGCUAGCAACGGUGGAGCUGGAUGAUGGUACUGAGAUCCCGGUCCGCCUGUACGGUGCAUCGCUCAGUGCGAGAAGAAGCAUGACCAAUGCUAAGCUGAUACGAUUCAAAGGGUCCGUUGGACCUGCGUUUGUAACGCGCGAAGGAAUCUUCAUCACCGGCACCGAUGGAGCAUUGGUACGGGUUAAGCGUCUGAAGCGAGGUAAUCGAGUCAUUCUCGCUGGACAAUGGUUUGAGCAGGCAAAUACCAGCACGAAACCGUUGGAGCUAACCGAAAAGGAGCAAGAGCAGGACACGCUACUCCGUAGCAUUUGGAAAUCGAUCCUGAAGGUUGAGAUUGAGCCCGAGACGGACUUUUUCGCGUGCGGUGCUGGAUCGAUGGAUGUGGUGCGUUUGGUGGAAGAAGUUAAGGACACGCUGGAGGUACCGAUCAGCAACGAAACGCUCUUCAUGGCACCGAUGUACGGGGAGUUCCUGCAGGAGGUUGUAAUACGGUUGCGUGCUGGCGGUGCUGGGGAUCGUAGUGCAAACAUUGAGUUUGUUGGCAAGCACACAGUGUUGAAGGCUAAUCGGCGUAAAAUAUGUGUCCCAACGCAGCUGUUCAUCAAUGGACAGUUUGUUGAUGCUGAAGGCGGGAAAACGCUCCCGAUCGUUAAUCCUACCAACGAGCAGGUGAUCUGUGACGUUGCUAGUGCCUCCAAAUCGGAUGUGGAUGAUGCAGUUCAAGCAGCUGAUGAGGCGUUCCGAGGUGUUUGGACGUCAGUUUCAGCACGCGAGCGAGGCCAACUCAUGUACAAACUAGCGGACCUAAUGGAACAGCACAAGGAGGAACUAGCGACUAUUGAAUCCAUCGAUUCUGGAGCUGUUUACACGCUAGCACUCAAGACGCACGUUGGCAUGUCGAUCGAUGCGUGGCGGUACUACGCCGGAUGGACGGAUAAAAUCGAAGGCACCACUAUCCCGGUCAAUCCCGCUCGUCCAAACCAUGUGCUAACGUUCACGAAAAAGGAACCGAUCGGUGUGUGUGCUUUGAUCACGCCCUGGAACUACCCGCUGAUGAUGCUUUCGUGGAAGAUGGCCGCCUGUAUUGCUGCCGGCAAUACCGUUGUGAUCAAGCCUGCCCAGGUCUGCCCUCUGACGGCGCUUAAGUUUGCCGAGCUUACGGUACGAGCUGGAUUCCCACCGGGUGUGAUUAACGUGCUCACCGGUACGGGAUCUCUUGCCGGCCAAGCACUCGCCGAUCAUCCGCUGGUACGCAAGCUUGGGUUCACUGGAUCCACACCGAUCGGGAAACGCAUCAUGGCAUCGUGUGCUGAAUCGAACAUCAAAAAGUGCUCCAUGGAACUGGGCGGAAAGUCUCCGCUAGUCAUCUUUGCCGACUGUGACCUCGAGAAAGCGGUACGGCUCGGUAUGUCCUCAGUGUUCUUCAACAAGGGUGAAAACUGUAUCGCCGCUGGACGGCUGUUUGUUGAGGAUCGCAUCCACGACGAGUUUGUGCGCAAGGUGAUCAAAGGCAUCAAGACGAUGAAGAUAGGCGAUCCGCUCGAUCGAGCUACGGCGCACGGUCCGCAGAAUCAUCGGGCACAUCUGGAGAAGCUGCAGGAGUAUUGUGCGAUCGGGUUGAAGGAAGGUGCCACACUGGUGCACGGUGGAAAGCGAGUGCCAAACAUGGAGGGAUUCUUCUUCGAGCCGACGGUUUUCACAAACGUCGAGGAUCACAUGUACAUCGCGCGGGAGGAGUCGUUUGGACCGAUUAUGGUCAUUUCUAAAUUCCAUGCAAGUGAUUUUGAUGCGCUGGUAGCACGUGCGAACAAUACGGAGUAUGGACUGGCCAGUGGAGUUUUUACGAAGGACAUCCAGAAGGCACUGCUGUUUGCGGAGAAGGUUGAAGCUGGUACAGUGUUCGUGAACACGUACAAUAAAACGGAUGUGGCGGCUCCGUUCGGUGGCUUCAAGCAGAGUGGUUUUGGCAAGGAUUUGGGCAAGGAAGCUUUAAAUGAGUACCUCAAAACGAAGUGUGUGACUGUGGAGUACUGAUCGCAUGGAGAUAUGCUAUCGCGCAUAAUGUAUAGAUACAAUAAUACGUUAAUAAAUUAUUUUAAGACCCUUGUGCAACUUGACUUUGCAUCGAGUAAUCCAUUCUGAACGAUAGGAGCUAAGAAACAACAACUUCAGCCAAUAAAACCCCAUAUGCGCCUAAAUGUAUGCAACUCACUUGUCAGGCUAACGCUUCAAUCACGAUUUUGAAUUGAAGCGUUACGGUUACUGUUUUUCUUCGUUAGCACAUCAAACAGCAAACGAAUUGAAAAGUAGUAAAGCACUUCAAGGCCUGUUAUAAUACUGAAACCAAGAAAAAGUCCUAAAAUGCCACCAAAAGAAGCUGUAAAUAAAUAAAUAAAAUAUUCUAUUAAAUAACUGUA